UUUCGUUUGGCGCGGCGCAGUCGCUAGAGAGCCGGUGCGGCGAGUUGAGGUGCGCGCCUUUCUUUCCUCGGCCCGGGCAAGGCAAAGCAAAGAGGCGAGUGAGAAGUGUAACGCGAGCAUUGCGAGCGCGAGGUGGCGGUCUGUGUGCUGAUUACGACGACGACGAACGUAGUACUGGAAGAGAUCGCCCCCUUUUUUUUUUCCGAGAGCGUCCUGCAGCGUGCGUCGUGUCUGUGUGCCGGCCCGCCGACAUGAUACCGCCGUCUACUUUUGGAUUUGCGAGUUAGCGCCGGAGACUACGCGUUUGCGGCUGAACUUCAACAGCGACUUGUGCGACGUCACCCAGUGCUCCGGAAUCACCGACGGUCGAUUUCAAAGGAUGGAGUUCCGAGUCCUUCGGCCGUCAACCGUGUUCCGGCAAUGACGCCCCGGGUCCCGUUGAUUGUCCAACUCUCAUCGCCGUCAAGCCGCGGGCUGAACAGCAGCCGGUAACGGGGAGACGCGACUCGAGCUAGGCAUGAGAGCCGGUGGCGAGCGCGGGGCACUCUAAGGCUGCAUCGGCCGCUGCAGCUGCAGACAUUAGCACCAACGGUUGGGGCAACAGCCAUGUUCCAGAACCUCGCCAUGCACCUGCCAUCGUACCAGGACGGCUCGAGCGCCGCGUCGGCGGCCUUCCUGCAUCCGGGCCCACCGGUUUACGUGCCGGGCACCAGACCGCUGGUACCCGUGCCACACCAGUACAUGCAUCACCAUCAGAUGUCGUCCAUGGGCAGCGUGGUCACCUCGUCCGCGUCGUCCCCGGCGGCCCCGUCGGUGGCGGUGAGCUCGAUGGCCGCGGCCUCCAUGCCCCCGGCGCCCGUGUCCCCGGCCGUGGCGCCUCCCCCGCCCACGUCGUCGCCGGCCAGGGGCCACCACCACCACCACCAUCACCACCACCACCACAACCCCGCGACGCCCCAGUCCUCGACGACGCCUCACCAGCACCCGUCGGCCGCCGCUGCCAGCGCGAUGCAGGGACACAGCGGACACCUGGGCGGCGUUUGGGGACAGGCGGUGCGGGGGUCGCCCGACACGGCGGCGGCGGCGGCUGCGGCCGCAGCCGCGGCCGCGGCCCAGUACUCGAGCCCGGCGCCGGCGCACGGACACCUGGCCGCGCACCACGCGAGGUUCGCCUUUCAGGUGCGAUGCACGCAUUGGCACAUGCUAAAUGAAUCGAUGGCGGUAUAUACUUAAUGCAGGAGCUGCAGAUGUAUA
This is a messenger RNA of Dermacentor silvarum, 1254 nucleotides long. Its product is annotated as serine/threonine-protein kinase NLK-like. NCBI's taxonomy places the organism in Eukaryota, Metazoa, Arthropoda, Arachnida, Ixodida, Ixodidae. The transcript is spliced from 3 exons. The record is from RefSeq and is a predicted model, not a curated record. Bases 607 to 1233 code for a protein of 208 amino acids.